Polychytrium aggregatum is the source of this 2017-nucleotide messenger RNA. RefSeq lists its product as uncharacterized. The record is from RefSeq and is a predicted model, not a curated record. The transcript is spliced from 3 exons. Bases 139 to 1530 code for a protein of 463 amino acids. NCBI's taxonomy places the organism in Eukaryota, Fungi, Chytridiomycota, Chytridiomycetes, Polychytriales.
ACCAGCAGACCCCAAACACAGUCUCGCCAGCUGCUGCUGCUCCUGGCACAUCGGCACUGCCCUGGCCGUGUGACCCUCUUGCUUCUCUGCCUGUCGCAUCAACAUCGCAUCAGCAUCGCCUCAGCAUCGCAUUUCGCCAUGAGCACCCUCAAUGUCGUCUACCAGUCUGUGGGCUGCUACCAAGACGCAGCCCAGCUCCUGUCGGUCAGCUUCGGCCUGCUCUCCCAGAUGCAGGCCCAGUUCCCCUCGGCCACCUCGUCCAUCCAGGCCUGUGUGUCGGCCUGCGAUGCUCACUCGGUUCUGCUGUGUGCCAUCUCGGGAUCGCCGUUCGGCACUCUCUGCGUCGGAUCCAGGGAUCUCCCUUCCGCAGACUCCUGGAAGACCUUUACCAAGGCAAGCUCGCCCUCUGUCUGUAACACUGCCUGUCCUGUUCCAAACGGAUGCGGCGGCAGCCAGAACUCAGUCGACUGGUCGUCGCUCUAUCUCGUCGGCGCCGGCAACACAUCGAUGGUCAUCCCAGACACCUCGUCCAGAGCAGUUGCACCCGUCGAAGCCCAGAAAAAGUUCAACCAGACAACGUUCACCGACGUAGGCUGCUACAAUGUCGACUACAGCAGCAACAGCUCGUCGAUCGACAUGAUCAUCGGUGACACCACCCCCGAGGACUGUUUGGCCCUAUGUCUUGACAGCAACUACUACGCAUGCGGCAUCGCAGCCGGCAACCGCUACUGCUACUCGUUCUCGCAAGCCCACUUCAACGGUCUGGCAAAGCUGUCUUCUUCAAGCUGCAAUGCUCCCUGUCGGCGGUCCCCGCACACUUCGUUCAUCCAUGGCUGUGGCGGCAUCGCUGUCGAUCAAGUCAUGAUGGAUGUGUAUCUCCAAGGCAAUGUCUCGCUUUCCAGCGCGCCUCCCACACCCACAGCUGCAAUCUCGCCGACGCCGACACAACCAGCCACCGCUCCCGGACCAAGCCCUUCUGGAGCCUCACCUGCAUGGCCCCUCAUUCUCGGCGUCUCCCUCGCUGCUGCUGCCGUCAUUGCCGGCGUGUCGCUUGUCGUUUAUCGCCGACGCCGAAAGUCAGCCAACACGAUCGGCAGAGUAGUGAGCGACACCGAAUCGACCCGAGGCCUCACCACGCAAGGCUCGGUCGAAUCAAUCCAGCUUCCCGACAUUGCGUACGAGUCGCAGACCCUGCGUCGCGAGAUUGUACGAUCAGCCCUCGACAAGGAGGAUGUGCCUGCCGACAUCCAUCCGCCUGAGCGCGAAGACUGGUGGCAAAAGAUCGAUGUGGCUCUGCGCAGAACCAAGAGCGUCACCAGCCGCCCCGGCUCGCCUGCCAACUUUGUGGCAUCCAAGGGUCGCCAGAGCACCGUCUCUUCGACCUCGGGCUCCAGGCUCUUUGGCUUCACCAACUGGAGCCAAGCCGGCUCCGAUGUGCCUGAUGUGCCCCGGCUCCCCACCCCUCUGCCGGGAGAUCGAGGCAACCAACCUGGUCGCCAAGGCUCGCCAGCGCCGGAGAGGCCGCAGUGAAGAGCGAGAGUGCGUCUGCUAUGUAUGGCCCGAGCUCUAGACCGGCUCGCAUGCAUGCCACAAGCACCCGGGCAUCUCCAGACCGCUCCCAUGAACUGUGCGAAUGCCUCUGCCUUGCGCACCAUACCCUCAGUUCCGCGGACCCAAUGGCCCCCAGGCUUUCCAGGCACGACUCGUUCGUGGGAUGGUCCUCUUGGAUGUGCCUGUCUUUAUUCUGUCUUGUUUUCCGUUUUGAUUCCAUCCCUCACACUCCCUCGUCGCCAACCUGUCUGUACCGCCGCAAUUGCGCUUCGGUCUCCUGAUCUUUCUGUGCAUUGUCUAUCAGUGCAACUCUGGCUGGGGCUGUUGGUCCAGCCCAGCCCAGGGCCUUGAUUGCACCCAUCUUUGAAUCUCGACUGCUCCUCCCCUCUUUGCCAUGUGUCUGGCGCCCUGUCUCGUGGCCCAAGUCGGAUCUAACAAAUUGAAAUAGAACAUCUAUAUCUCUGGG